UUCCAGUAAUAUUGUACAUGGCUUAUCAUGUUAUAUAGAGAGGGUGGUGACUUUCCAUGCAAAACGCACAAAAAAAUAAACAUAUAAUCAUGAGUGGGAGAAUUAUGGAGAAAUUGAAUAUGUAUGGGUUGAGCCAUCUCUUCAUGACUGUCUUUCUUCAUAACUUAUCGACAUUCAUGGUGCAACCAGCAAUCACCGAUGUAACAAUGGCUGCUCUUUGUCCCGGACAAGAUGAAUGCUCAAUUGCCAUCUAUCUCACUGGUUUUCAACAAGCGAUGAUAGGAAUGGGAACGCUUGUGAUGAUGCCCAUUUUGGGCGAUCUCUCUGAUAAGUAUGGGAGGAAGGCCAUUCUUACGCUCCCUAUGACCCUCAUGAUUAUCCCCUUGGGCAUAUUAGCUUACAGCAGAACGAAAACAUUCUUCUAUGUGUACUAUGUGUUUAAGAUCAUCAUUAACAUGAUUUGCGAUGGAUGUGUUCCUUGCCUCGCUCUAGCUUACGUCGCAGAUAACGUUCCAGAAGGUCGAAGAAGCAGUGCAUUUGGAGUUCUUUCAGGGAUAGGAUCCUCAGCGUUUGUGUGUGGAACAGUUGCAGCUCGUUUUCUAUCCGCUGCUCAAACUUUUCAGGUUUCAACUUUUGUUGCGGUGCUCGGAGCAGUGUACAUGCAAAUUUUCCUUCGGGAUUCAGUCGCCGAUGAAAACCAACUUUAUACCCCAAUCAUUUCACAAGGAAAGCCCCCAAUUGCUAAAAUCAACGGAAAAUCAAAAGCUAACAUGCCACUUUUGAAAGCAUUGAGCUCUUUAAGAGAUAUAACCUCCUUUCUCAAUAGUAGCAAGAUUAUCACUCAAGCGUCAAUUGUUGCGUUCUUCAGCAACCUUGCAGAUGUUGGCCUUCAUGGUUCAAUGAUGUAUUACUUAAAGGCUCGGUUUCAUUUUGAUAAGAAUCACUUUGCUGACUUAAUGAUCAUUUCUGGUAUUGCAGGGACUGUGUCACAGCUUUUUCUUAUGCCUAUUUUUGCUCCUACUUUGGGCGAGGCAAGGCUUCUAUCGAUUGGACUCUUUUUUCACUGUGUACAUAUGUUCAUUUACAGCAUAGCAUGGUCCUCAUGGGUUCCUUAUGCUGCUGCAAUGUUCUCAAUUUUGUUUGUAUUUUCACAACCGUGUAUACGAAGUAUUGUUUCUAAACAAGUCGAUCCCCGUGAGCAGGGAAGGGCUCAAGGUUGCAUCUCAGGCAUAUGUUCGAUUGCACAUAUUGUAUCUCCUUUGGCUUUCUCUCCAUUAACGGCUCUAUUUCUAUCUGAAAAGGCACCUUUUAAUUUUCCUGGCUUCAGUAUAAUGUGCAUUGGAAUUGCUUCGAUGGUAUCUUUUGUUCAGAGUAUGAUGCUUAGAGUGGUUCCUUCCAUUUUGAGUUAGAUGGACAUGGUUGAUCAGAAACCUAAUUUAAAAGAUCGUCAAUAUUUUCUCAAAGUGGAAUCCUUUUUUAUCAAUAGAAACUAUCUUUAAUUGUGCUUUUGAUGAGGAAGAAAGAUGUUGUUGAAUAAGCAUACUCUCACAAGUAUUGAUAAGCUUUUCUAGCUUCAUACUAGUAUACAUUUUGUUUGUUUAUACUUAUAUCCCGUCUUUGUCUUAAUUUUAUUUCAAAAGACACAAAAUGUAAACUUUGAGUUUUGCUGGUAUUCCAUUUUUCUUUUAUCUCUUAACAAUUUAGAAACAGUUAUGAAAUGUGUAAUACAUGUAUGUGGUUAUGUCUUAGAACUCUCUUUGUAGACCAUUGUCAUGUCAGUGAAAUAUGUAUACUAAAGUUUAUGAGUA
Messenger RNA from Medicago truncatula (barrel medic), 1808 nucleotides. RefSeq names its product hippocampus abundant transcript-like protein 1. The record is from RefSeq and is a predicted model, not a curated record. Gene Ontology annotation, biological process: transmembrane transport. NCBI's taxonomy places the organism in Eukaryota, Viridiplantae, Streptophyta, Magnoliopsida, Fabales, Fabaceae. Bases 57 to 1409 code for a protein of 450 amino acids. The transcript is spliced from 14 exons. Gene Ontology annotation, molecular function: transmembrane transporter activity.